AGUCAUGCCGGGAGUGGGCUGGAGUGCCAUCACCGCCAUCUGCCUCGGACUGGCAGGUGUCUGUGGAGACAAGAUCAUUGAUGGGACUGAAACCUCCCCCCACAGCCGACCCUACAUGGCUUUUUUGAAAAUAGAAAGUUACUUUAAUAAAUACAUCUGUGGAGGGUUCCUUAUUCACCGAGACUUCAUCUUAACAGCAGCCCACUGUGAAGGACAGAGAAUCACGGUGACUCUAGGGGCUCAUAACCUCUCAAGUAAUGAGAUGGCCCAGCAGCAGAUACAAGUUCAGGACAUCAUCCCUCAUGAACAAUAUGAUGAGGUGACUUUUGCAAAUGACAUCAUGCUUCUGAAGCUGAACCACAGUGCCGAUCUCACACAUGAAGUAGCAACAAUCCGCCUUCCAGAGAGUGGUGAGUCCAUACAGCCUGGUACCUCCUGCUCUGUGGCGGGAUGGGGAAGAACUGCAACCAAAGGAAGAAUCAGUGAUGUGCUGAGAGAGGUGGAGGUGAAGGUCCAGAAAUACUGCGACACAACUAAACAGAUAUGUGCAAGAGGCAGUGGAAGAAAGGGAGCUUGUAUCGGAGACUCCGGAGGCCCACUGGUUUGUCUUGGCAGUGGGAACCUCUUCACUGCUGAGGGAAUUGUAUCUUAUGGCCCAGACAAAUGUGAAGAUCCUGAGAGUAAUGUCUACACAAGACUGUCCGAGUACCGAGACUGGAUCGACCAGAAAAUGGAAGCCAGCACUUCUUUUAUAUCCACCCACCACUACCACCACAGCACAACACUCCCACACGGUGUCUUCAUCAACAACUGCAGUAUAAAAAAAUGUGUCCAGAGUAAUCGAGGUGCAGAGAUGUUGAGGAACGUAGCCAUGUUAGCAGUCUACUGGAGCACCAUCACUGCUGCUUGCCUUGGAUUGGCAGGUGUCUUAGGCGAGAAAAUCAUUGAUGGGAGAGAAGCCGAACCGCACAGCCGACCUUACAUGGCCUAUCUGAAGAUACAAAGAAGCGAAGGCUUUUUCAAAUGUGGAGGCGUCAUCAUUCAUCCAAGAUUCAUUCUGUCAGCCGCCCACUGCAGUGGAGAGAAUAUUACUGUAAUUCUAGGGGCUCAUGAUCUCCUGAAAAUUGAGACAUCAUGGCAGAAGAUUCUUGUGAAGAAGAUAAUCGUUCAUGAGAAGUAUAAGAAAAAAACCCAUGAAAAUGACAUCAUGCUUUUGGAGCUGUGGCACAAGGCCACAUGGACUCCAGAGGUGCAGCCCAUCAAGAUUCCAGAUGCAGCUGUGGAUGUCCAACCCAACACCAGCUGCUCUGUGGCGGGAUGGGGCAAAACGAACAACAAUAGUACAAGCAACAAAGUGCUGAGGGAAGUAAACGUCAAAGUUCAGGAUGUCAACGAAUGUAAGGCUGCGAAAAAAAACAACCUAAAGGAAAAAGUGAUCUGUGCACGAGGCACUGGCAUUAAAGGGACCUGCAAUGGGGACUCCGGGAGUCCGCUGAUCUGUCCCAUCAAAGGAGCCCAUCUGGCAGCUGUGGGAAUUGUAUCUUUUCGUUUGUCUAAUGAAAAAGAGUGUGAAGACCCUGACCGCAAUAACGUCUAUAUGAAGGUGUCUGCAUAUUGGAGCUGGAUUAAAAAAAAUAUCAGGGCCAACUCCCAGACUUGGUGAGGCCACCACACUGCAUUAAGCCAAAUGAGCCGCCAGCAAUGUGCCAGUCUGUAGGAGAGAGAGGAGGACGCAAGGUGACUUUGUCACCAGUAGCUAUGCUUGUUAGCAAAUGUAACUGCCUGCCUGAAUAAACAUUUCUGUCUAAGCAAACAA
This is a messenger RNA of Polypterus senegalus (gray bichir), 1816 nucleotides long. Its product is annotated as transmembrane protease serine 9-like. Lineage: Eukaryota; Metazoa; Chordata; Cladistia; Polypteriformes; Polypteridae. Gene Ontology annotation, molecular function: serine-type endopeptidase activity. The transcript has 10 exons. Gene Ontology annotation, biological process: proteolysis. The record is from RefSeq and is a predicted model, not a curated record. The coding region runs from base 5 to 1663 and encodes 552 amino acids.